AGGAGGAGGAGGAAGCGGUGGUAGCGGUGGUAGUGGUGGUAGUGGAAGUGGUGGCAGUGGAGGAGGAGGGGUGUCAGCCGUCACAGCCCACAGCAAUCUGUCAGCCAAGCUGGGCCACCUGAUAAGCCCACAGGACUCAUCCAUGCUGCGCAACAUCCACAACACACUAAAGAGUAAGAUGCAGAGCAAGGGAAAGGACAAUCGCUUCUUGUCACCGGAUGGCUAUCUUGGAUCACCUCGCAAAGGCAUGAGGCGUAUCCGCCAGCGCAGUAACAGUGAUAUAACUAUCAGUGAGCUGGAUGGUGAUGGUAAUGAGGGCUGGUCCUUUUCCGGGUGGACACCCAUGCACCGGGAGUAUGGCAGCACUUCAUCCAUAGAUAAACAUGGCGUGUCAGGAGAGAGCUUCUUUGACAUGCUAAAGGGAUACCAGUCCUCUGAGGCCCCUGAUCAGCGAAGUCCAGCUCCAGAGAGGCUAACGGAGCUACUUACUGUAGCCCCGAUAAAACAAGCUGCCCUGGACCUUCCAGAUGGACCUUUAGGUCCAGCCAGAGGUAGUCCGGCCAGUCGACUGAAGGAACGAGAGAAGCACUUAAAGAGGAGGUCAAAGUCAGAGACAGGUGGAGAGUCAAUAUUCCGUAAACUGCGCAGUGUGAAAGUGGAGGGUGACACAUCAAGGGCUGGCUCAGAUGUUGAAGAUGGGGGCAAAACUGAUGAGAGUGGCCCACCUCCCAAACCCUGGUUGUGCCAAAAAGGCUUUUCCCAUUUUGAUGUCCAGUCUCUACUCUUUGACCUCAAUGAGGUAGUUCAAAGUCGGCAAUCUGGGUCCAAACGCAAGAACACCACUACGGGUGCCUCGGCUGCUGCUGCUGCCUCUGCCUCGGCUACGUCCUCUCUCUCUUCCAACCAGAGUGGAGUGUAUGGGUCACCCUGUGGCUCACAAGAGGAACUGAGUAAGGAGGGAGCUGGAGGACACAGUGCCAACCCUGCAUUGGACCCUGGUGAUGACAAAAGCAAUGACCUGGUGCUCAGUUGCCCUUGUUUCAGGAAUGAGAUUGGUGGAGAGGUUGAGAGGAAUAUCUCCCCUGCUAAGCAGCAGGGCAGCAUAGGGAGUGGGGGGAGCUCAAGCAAUUCUUCUGGUAGUACGGAGGAAGGACCUUUGGAUGCCACCCUAACUACUCAUUUUACCAAUGCUGGUGUGGCUGUGUUGGAGGCCUCUAAAGAUGGGCAAAGCCAACAUGCUGACAGGUCCAAACGAUACAUUGUGGAACAUGUUGACCUUGGCGCCUAUUACUACCGAAAGUACUUCUACCUCAGAGAGCACUGGAACUAUCUGGGGGUAGAUGAGAACCUCGGCCCAGUGGCAGUGAGUCUGAGGAGGGAGAAGUUGGAUGAGCACAAGGAGCAUGGCCAGCAGUACAACUACAGGGUCAUCUUCAGAACGAGUGAGCUGAAUACCUUGAGGGGCUCCAUCCUGGAAGAUACAGUACCUUCCACAUCCAAGCACGGUCUAGCUCGAGGUCUGCCCCUCAAAGAGGUGCUGGAGCACCUUGUGCCUGAGCUCAAUGUCCACUGCCUGCGCCUGGCCCUCAACACACCUAAGGUCACAGAGCAGCUGAUGAAGCUGGAUGAGCAGGGGUUGAGUUUCCAGAGGAAAGUCGGGGUGAUGUACUGCAUGGCAGGCCAAAGCAGUGAGGAGGAAAUGUACAACAACGAAUCAGCUGGUCCUGCACUGGAGGAGUUCCUUCACCUGCUGGGGGAGAGAGUUAGACUUAAAGGGUUCACCAAGUACCGGGCCCAGCUGGACACCAAGACUGACUCGACGGGAACUCACUCCUUGUACACCACUUACAAGGAUUACGAGAUCAUGUUCCAUGUGUCUACCAUGCUGCCCUACACACCCAACAAUAAGCAACAGUUACUGCGAAAGCGCCAUAUUGGGAACGAUAUCGUCACAAUCGUGUUCCAGGAACCCGGGGCGCUCCCUUUCACCCCCAAAAACAUUCGCUCACACUUCCAGCACGUCUUUGUUGUGGCGGUCACUCGUUCCAAAGAUGUGCCCUCCUUCGGCCCCCUUAUCCCAGAAGGCGUGACCUUUCCCAAGUCCUCUGUGUUCCGGGACUUCCUGCUGGCCAAGGUCAUCAAUGCAGAAAAUGCUGCCCACAAGUCACACAAGUUCCGUGCCAUGGCCACCCGAACGCGGCAGGAGUACCUGCGCGACCUGGCUGAGCGCCACACCACCAGCACGCCCAUCGACCCCUCGGGAAAGUUCCCUUUUAUCUCACUGGCCCACAAGAAAAAAGAGAAAAGCCGGCCAUAUGUAGGGGCAGAGCUGCGCAGCCUGGGGGCAGUAACCUGGCCAGUCCAUGUUGAGGAUCACGGGACCGGAGGGGAACUGGAGGCCCUUCUGGCAAUCUCCAAUGACUUUCUCAUCCUGCUGGACCAGGAGGCCAAGGCUGUGGUGUUCAACUGUGCAACUAAGGACGUGAUUGGCUGGAUGCUGAGCAGCCCUGCGUCUUUGCGGAUUUUCUACGAGCGCGGAGAAAGUGUGUCUCUGAGGAGUAUCAGUAAUAACACUGAGGAUUUCAAGGAGGUGGUCAAACGUCUAGAGUUCCUGACUAAGGGCUGUGAAACAUCAGAGAUGACACUCCGUCGAAAUGGCCUCGGGCAGCUCGGCUUCCACGUGAACUAUGAAGGCAUCGUGGCUGAGGUGGAGCCAUAUGGUUACGCCUGGCAGGCCGGACUGCGGCAGGGAAGCCGAUUGGUAGAAAUCUGCAAAGUUGCUGUAGCAACGCUGACCCAUGAGCAGAUGAUUGACCUCCUGCGGACCUCAGUGACAGUGCGGGUUGUUAUCAUCCCACCGCAUGAUGAUGCCACUCCACGCAGAGGCUGUUCAGAGCUCUAUCGGAUGCCUGUGUCCGAAUACAAGGGCAGCAGCAGCGAUAGCGGCUCGUUCGAAUACAAAUUCCCGUUCCGCAGCAACAACAACAAGUGGCAGAGGACGUCUAGCAGCCCUCAGCAGUCACUGACCGCCUCACCACAGCCCCACACGCCCAACCGUGCCAUCAGCCUGGGUAGCUCAGUGGGGAAGACCCUGUCAGCUGAGAGGCUGGAGAGGGGCGCUGUCAUCCCACGCAGUGUCAGCAGUGAUGGUCGACCCCUGGACACCAAGAGGAUGUCUCCCGGCAGUGAAAGCUAUAGCCUGGCCUCCUCCCUGGCGUUGGGUCGUUCCCCUCACAAUCGCAGCUCUCCCAGCAACCUGUCUUGUUCCAGUGACACCUCUGGAAGCUCUGCUCACUGGAGACAGAAGUCCAUGCCUGAGCAGUUUGUGGGCAACCGCCACUCUCCGAUGUCUACGGAGAGACGAGAGGCGGUUGGAGAAGGCGGGUCCAGUGGAAAGUCCACUCCCAAUUGGUCGAGAAUGGAGGAAGGGGGUGGAGGUGAACGAGGGUCAACAGAGGCCCCAGUUUCAAAGUCAGGUCAAGGCUAUUCUGGAGCUCCCCGAAUCCAGAGGCAGGAGCAAGUCAUCCACCUGUCCCCGAAGAAGGGCAGCCAGUCGGACGGCCCUUACUCCGGGCACUCCAGCAGUAAUACUCUAUCCAGUACAGCUUCCAGUGGGGGCCACAGUGACAGUGAUAAAUGGUACGAACUGGGAGCCGGUGGAGGCUCCAGUGGUGACCAGGGUGAGACAGAGCCAAACGGCCUGGGAGGAGGAGGCUAUCUCCAGGGCGCAUCAGCCGACAGCGGCAUCGACACCAGCUCUUAUGGAGCCCCUCACCACACCCACCCCCAUUCUCAUCAUGGCAGCACCACCUCCCUGCUGGCUCCCAGUGGAGGCAGAGAGAGCAGGGAACGGUCAGUGUCUCCAUGGCAUAGCCCCACGGAGGGAGGCCGCAGGAUGCUGGAGCGGUCGCCUGCUGCCGCCGAGUCCCCAGGCCCUCCAGGAGAAAGGAGUCUGGAGGGGACGGGCCGAACCCCACCUACCCAUCUCCUAGUUAGAGACAGCAGCACCUACAGUCUGAGUGACACUGGAUCACACUCGAGCGCCAGGCACUCAGGCCACAGCUCCCCAAGAGAGGAGUCGUCCUCUUCGGCCACCUCCCCUUCAUCCCAGUCCUCGGCAUCCCCUGGGCCCAAGAGCUUCUACCCCCGCCAGGGAGCUCAGUCCAAGUACCUGAUUGGCUGGAGGAAGCCCGGUUCCACCAUCAAUUCUGUCGACUUUGGAGACACACGCAAGAAGUCUCCAGGAGAGGGUGGAGUGGAGGUAGUUCCAACCCCAGCAGCAAGGCCCUCUCUUCGGGAUAUGCACUCGCCCCAGCCACAUGCCAAAUCCACUAUGGAGGAAGAUGUGAAGAGACACAGUGCCCCAGACAGCCCUCCACCACCACGCAGACAUAAGGAGAAGCACGGCCAGAAAUCGCCUCAAGGCCAGUCUCUCAGUCACCGUCGCUCACUCCAUCGGACCCUGUCAGACGAGAGUAUCUACCGUGGCCAACGCCUUCCUACCCUGAGUGACUCAGUGACAGAACCAGCACUCGGCGCUGAUGUUCUCUUCAGCUGCUCCACCCUCCCACGCUCACCCACCACCCGUGGUGUUCCCCUCCGACGUCCCUCCUAUAAGCUGGGAGUCAAACUCCACGGUGACCUUUCAGCAUCUGACACAUCAUUGGUGGAUUUGGUGGAGCGUCAUCGUGGACCCCUCCCUCAGGAGCUGAUGCCCCUCCCGUCUUCAGACAGGGACAGCCCCCUAGAGUGGACACACCUGGUCGAUGUGGCCAAUACCUUUGAGAGUAGUGAAAGAAACACACACUACGUCCAGAGAAGUUAUGUGUUUGGAGAUUCAAACCACCGAAGCAGCGGUGCCUCCAGUCCUCAACAGCCCCACAUAGAGCUGCAGCCUGCUCCACUGUCACGGCCCUCAUCUAGUGAGGGUCACAUAGGGCUGGAGAGGAAGGUGACUAAGCUGGAGGCCAUGGUGAAGAUGCUCCAAGAGGACCUGAAGAAGGAGCGCGAAGAGAAGGUGAGACUUCAGGCUCAGAUCAAGAGGCUCUGGGAGGACAACCAGAGACUGCAGGAGGAGUCCCAGACCUCCGCUGCUAAGCUCAAGAAGUUCACAGAGUGGGUCUUCAACACCAUCGACAUGAACUGACCCCGACCGGCACAUUUUAACUCAUGCACGCACAUACACAAAAGCAUACAUCAGCACACACAGUCUGGACAGAGAGGCAGAGGGGGGAUCAACACUGACAAGAAAGGUGGAGACUUGUUGGACUCACUUAGCCUGAUGCUGAACCCUCCGACCAUCUUCCAUUGGCUUCGAACAUCAGCAGGUAAUAUCUCCACAGAUCCUCGGUUAAACUUCUCAGGAUGAGACUCAUAAAAAUGGGUGUCAUUUAUCUGAUUAUGAAGGACUGACCUCUACUCUCCACUGGGACCAUAAGAGCGUUGCUGAAUUGAUCUUUCUUUCAUCUUGCUGUGCCAAAACCUUUUUCGCAAAAUUGCCAACAAAGAGGAAGCUCUUCCCCUCCCUCCUCUUUCUGAAGAAGCCAGAUUCGCCUCUUUCUGAUGUGAACUUAAAGAAUCCCCAGACCCCCACCCCUGCCCUGCUCUCUCUGUGGAUGUGUUUCUCUUUUAAGGGACAGCCUACAGUAGAUAUCUGGCCAUUUAUCUUUCCUCUUUGUUCCAUUUUUCAAUUACUUUUUGAAAUAUUUCCCUGCUCCUCUGAAAGUUGACUCAAGUCUUUUGUGCCAAAUAAAACCCACAACAGCAGAGGGUAGCAGAGACAUCUAUGUGACUUAAAGGAAGAAGUCUCUGAAAUGCCACGCAAAAGUCAGACCGGUACGCAACAAAUCUGCCAGCCCACAAACACAUAAUGAAUCUCAAGCCACAAGACCACAGGAGAGGUUUUCAUUUCUUUCUGACCACUGACGGGUCAUCGUGGCUGUUUGUCCGUCAGCCACAGACAUGGAAGCAGGUCGAUCUGCCUCCUUAUCACAAGGGAAAUUUAGAUUUGUACAGUGUGUGUUUUUUUUUUCCCCAUUUCUUCUCCUCUGUGUCACUCAGAUCUGGAUUACAGCAUCCUGUCUGUCUCUACAGCACAAACCAACACCUGACAGAGGAGUAUAUUUAUAAGCCAUCGGCAUGUGGUGCCAUAAAACAUGACUGAUAUCCAGAGUGCUUUGGUCCAUUCCAAUUGUAUGUGUCUUAAAAGCAAUAGGAAGAAGUCAGGACUCCUUUCUCUCUCAAAAAAGGGAGAGUUUGCUCUGGGAAGAAGUUCGAUUUGGGAAAAGAUGUUUUAAAGGUUACUCUUAGAAGACACCAGUCUCUGCUGCACAAGAUCCUCCAUCUUCUUCCAUUAAAGCAGUGAACAUCGUGCUUUGGGAAAAAAGGAAAGAGAGGACUUCACUCACUAUCCCACUGUCUGGAAUACAGAGAGCCAGCUGAUAAUAAAUGACAGAGACAUUUUCGGGAGGGAAAAGUAAAGGGGGUCGUUUUUGUUCCCAGGUUAAUUUAUUUCCUUGUAUUAUAAUUCCAAUAAAUAAGUUGUUCUAUUCGUACAGUACAACUCACAUCAGUGUUUAGUUCCUCAAGAAAAAGGUCACUAGCUAUAUUAUUUAAAUGGCUUUCUUUCUUAAUUCUGGCUCAAGCCUGACUAUAUGCUUUUUAUUCUGUAUUAUGUUGUAUUUUGUGGUGCCUAAGCCUGCUGUCGUGUUGCUUACAGUGCCCUCUAGUGAUGACCAGUGGAAAUGUCAUGAUUAUUAAAUGUGCUGCCAGUCACUCUGUAUUUUUCCAACGCCUCUUCAGCAAGCAGUCAGACAUCGACCGUGAGGCCACACAAACACAGAACAGGAAGAAAAAUCAGAAGCCAGCUUUGAGAGACAAUCAAAGGUUGAUUUUUGAUAAAGGGAGCAGACCUUAGGUGUACUUGUACGUGUGUGUGUGUGUGUGUGUGUGUGUGUGUGUGUGUUAAAUCUAAAACAUCUAUAGCUUUCCUCAGGUUCAGUGCUUGUUGGGAACAUGAGGAUCUUUUUGUGGAAAGUAAUUCAACAAGAAAAUACUUAUAUGUUUAGAUUAAAAUACCCAUGAUGAGAGGGGGAACCACAGUACCUACUGUACCGGUGGCAGUGUGUGUUGUCAUUGUGUGAAUGUGCAUCAGUCUAUCCAGCCGUGCCUACAGUCACUUAUUUUGGUCAUUUACUCCCAGGCAGAGCAGGGAUGUGCCUUUGAAACAGCACCUGGGGAACAGAUGAAAGGGAAAGGCUCUUCUUCUUCAUCCUGAAAAAUAAACACACCUGGAUAAACACACACACACACACACACACACACUCACCUUACACACUUUUUGAGUUUUAAUCAACUUCAUACUCACAGUUGUGGAGUCUGCCUCAUAAAUGUUUAUACGGGGGAAUCUGCUUUCAGCCUUUCUCUUGUUCAUAUGAAUAUGUUUACUGAACACAAUCAGGUUGGCUAGCCUCCAGACAAAGGGUGUGUGAAAUGUAUGGAAAUGUGUCAGUGUGUGUGCCUUUGCAUUCAGUUACAUGCAGUAUAUAUUUCAGUGCAGCUGGCCCCCUGUAAUAAAAGUGUAUUGGAAGAAAAUGUUUCCCCAAAUCACAAAGCUAAUUACAACACAAGCAGGAGCCAUAAAGCUGUUUUCCGCAGCCACGUUGUCUGACAACAAUAAGAGUGUUGGGUUUAUUUCAGGUCGCUAACUUGAGCAUGUACAUUGAAGUGGUUCUUCACAAAAGUGGUGUAAGCCUUAAUUCCCUGUCCUUUGCUAUCAAAGACGCACUCCCAGUUUUUGAAUCCCUUAGAGUAAAUUUGCAUCUUAAAUUGAUGCAAUUAAAACCCUGCAGCGUACAACACAAAACGGCACCCGCCCUGAAUGUAAAGAGAAUAUAAACAAGCCUAAAUAAAUGUGAUGUUUACUAUAACUGACAUUCAGCUCUGCAGCUCUGCAGGGAGAUCAGUGAAGAUGCAACAACUUUUGGUUCUGUUUUAAGAAUCUCUUCGGUCUAUAUAACAACACCAGUGAACAGUCAAGUGUUUUGCUUGCUGAGAUGAUUUGGUCGUUUUAACAGUUUAACAAGGUGGCCAGUUGUGAAAAGCAGUCUUAGUAGUCAUCCAAUAAUGUGAAAUCCUCAAAAUAUACACCAAGUAUGAGUCAUAUAGGCAGAAAUGUUCCCGAUCCAGGAAGUUUUGACUGUAAAUUGUACGUCGAUGCUUAAAUGAUGACUAAUAGGUAAUGUUUUACUGUACAUGGAAAGUGCUCUAGUUUUUUGUAUUUCAAAUGAAGUAUGGCCAAAUGACAAACUGUGCAGUGCAGAUGUUUUGCUCGCAUCUUUAAAAGUGUGCAUCAAGUUGGAUGUUAGAUACAGUUAGCAACCUUAUACAAAGACAUAAACGCGCACACACACACACACACCCCAGUCCAGUUACUUCAGUGUGAAUGUUGAGUUAUUUUACUGUGCAUAUAGUUUCUUUCUUUCCUCUGCUUCCGUUUUUUGGUGCUUUUCAGAAGGACAUGGGAAAUGUGAAUGUUCAAAUGUUCCAUUUUGUAAUAUCUUUUAUUUUUAAGAACCUUUGCACAGUGUUUUAUAAAAAAGGAUUGUGUUUACAGGUUUUUGGAUAAGAAGGGUGAAUAGAUCCAUUCCUGUGCAAUCUCGUCUAGAUGUUGCUCCGUAGUUUUCCGGCCAGUGCAGUUCCCGUUAAACAGAGGAAGGUGCUUGACUUAAUUCACUUUAAAAAACAUAAAAAAUUCCAACCCUUCUUUUCCUCAAGCAUCUCUGAUCACACAAGAAGCAGGCUGGAUGUUGUUUUGUACUGUAGGGAUUGCCGGUUUUCAGUCGAGCACAACUUGCGAGGUUAGUGAUUGCAGCAGGGAAGGAAGGAAGGUUUCACAAAGCUCAGAGUCACGGCUGUGUUGGAAGAACAAACUAAACAGUGAACUAAUAAAAAGCACACAAUUUCAAGAGAACCAUACGUUUUACAGAAUUAAAAAUACUGUUUACAUCCCGGAUCCAUUGUCUUUGUAAAAUGUAAAGGUAUGAAAAAGACAUUUGCAGUGAUCACAGUAUUAAAGUUUCUGAAAUAAAUAAAUGCCG
Messenger RNA from Morone saxatilis (striped sea-bass), 9098 nucleotides. It is a transcript of the gene sipa1l1, whose product is annotated as signal-induced proliferation-associated 1 like 1. The record is from RefSeq and is a predicted model, not a curated record. Gene Ontology annotation, biological process: activation of GTPase activity; regulation of small GTPase mediated signal transduction. Gene Ontology annotation, cellular component: cytoplasm. Gene Ontology annotation, molecular function: protein binding; GTPase activator activity. NCBI's taxonomy places the organism in Eukaryota, Metazoa, Chordata, Actinopteri, Moronidae.